AUGCAAGGACUUGACCUGAUCCUACGGUGGAAGGUGCAGCUUGUGAAACGGGGCGUUUUGGGCAAUGUGAUGCAUUGGGGUGUGAGGGGAGAGAGUGGGGGUGGAGACGAAGCGCGUGGUAGCGCGUGGGGAAGUAGGUGGGAAGGGAAUGGAGUUUGUUGGAACAUGGGAGCCAUGCUGGCAAGAAGGGACUUGUUGUGUCGGGUUGGUACUAAGAGUGGAUAA
This is a messenger RNA of Sphenostylis stenocarpa, 225 nucleotides long. NCBI's taxonomy places the organism in Eukaryota, Viridiplantae, Streptophyta, Magnoliopsida, Fabales, Fabaceae. The record is from the annotation of a GenBank genome assembly.